Molecule: messenger RNA, 2361 nt
Organism: Rangifer tarandus platyrhynchus (Svalbard reindeer)
Lineage: Eukaryota; Metazoa; Chordata; Mammalia; Artiodactyla; Cervidae
Source: the annotation of a GenBank genome assembly
AUGGAUCAUUUGAACGAGGCGACUCAGGGGAAAGAACAUUCAGAAAUGUCUAACAAUGUGAGCGAUCCGAAGGGUCCACCAGCCAAGAUUGCCCGCCUGGAACAGAACGGGAGCCCGCUAGGACGAGGAAGGCUUGGGAGCACAGGUGCAAAAAUGCAGGGAGUGCCUUUGAAACACUCGGGUCAUCUGAUGAAAAGCACGCUGAGGAAAGGAACCAUGCUCCCGGUUUUCUGCGUGGUGGAACAUUAUGAAAAUGCCAUUGAAUACGAUUGUAAGGAGGAGCAUGCAGAAUUUGUGUUGGUGAGGAAGGAUAUGCUUUUCAACCAGCUGAUAGAAAUGGCCUUGCUGUCUCUGGGUUACUCACAUAGUUCUGCUGCCCAGGCCAAAGGGCUGAUCCAGGUUGGGAAGUGGAAUCCGGUCCCACUGUCUUAUGUGACAGAUGCCCCCGAUGCUACAGUAGCAGAUAUGCUUCAAGACGUGUAUCAUGUGGUCACAUUGAAAAUCCAGCUACACAGUUGCCCCAAACUGGAAGACCUGCCUCCCGAGCAGUGGUCGCACACCACCGUGAGGAACGCGUUGAAGGACUUGCUGAAGGAUAUGAAUCAGAGCUCCUUGGCGAAGGAGUGCCCCCUCUCACAGAGCAUGAUCUCCUCCAUUGUGAACAGCACUUACUAUGCAAAUGUCUCAGCGGCAAAAUGUCAAGAAUUUGGAAGGUGGUACAAACAUUUCAAGAAGACAAAAGAUAUGAUGGUGGAAAUGGAUAGUCUGUCGGAGCUGUCCCAGCAGGGUGCCAACCACGUCAGCUUUGGCCAGCAGCCCGCGCCGGGGAGCACGGCGGAGCAGCCCCCCUCGCCUGCCCAGCUGUCCCACGGCAGCCAGCCAUCCGUGCGGACGCCGCUGCCCAACCUGCACCCUGGGCUGGUGUCGACGCCCAUCAGCCCUCAGCUGGUCAACCAGCAGCUGGUGAUGGCCCAGCUGCUCAACCAGCAAUAUGCCGUGAACAGACUCCUAGCCCAGCAGUCCUUAAACCAACAGUACUUGAACCACCCUCCCCCCGUCAGCAGGUCUAUGAAUAAACCUUUGGAGCAGCAGGUUUCCACCAACACAGAGGUGUCUUCCGAAAUCUACCAGUGGGUACGUGAUGAACUGAAACGGGCAGGAAUCUCCCAGGCAGUAUUUGCACGUGUGGCUUUUAACAGAACUCAGGGCUUGCUUUCAGAAAUCCUCCGAAAGGAAGAGGAUCCCAAGACUGCGUCCCAGUCUUUGCUGGUAAACCUUCGGGCUAUGCAGAAUUUCUUGCAGUUACCGGAAGCUGAGAGAGAUCGAAUUUACCAGGAUGAAAGGGAAAGGAGCCUGAAUGCGGCCUCGGCGAUGGGUCCUGCCCCGCUGAUUAGCACACCGCCCAGCCGCCCUCCCCAGGUGAAAACAGCUACUAUUGCCACUGAGAGGAAUGGGAAACCAGAGAACAGUACCAUGAACAUUAAUGCUUCCAUUUACGACGAGAUUCAGCAGGAAAUGAAGCGUGCUAAAGUUUCCCAAGCUCUGUUUGCAAAGGUGGCAGCUACCAAGAGCCAGGGGUGGCUGUGUGAGCUGUUACGCUGGAAAGAAGACCCUUCUCCAGAAAACAGGACCCUGUGGGAGAACCUCUCCAUGAUCCGAAGGUUCCUCAGCCUCCCCCAGCCGGAACGCGAUGCCAUCUACGAACAGGAGAGCAACGCGGUGCAUCACCACGGCGACCGGCCGCCGCACAUCAUCCACGUGCCCGCCGAGCAGAUUCAGAGCCCCUCUCCCACCACCCUUAGGCAAGGAGAGUCUAGAGGCAUUGGGCCCCGAGGCUGGCACUGCUCCACAGGUGAGCAGGCACAGGCGCCCCCGCAGCCGCAGCCCGCACCGCCCCCCGCGCCGGCACAGGCGCCGCCGCCCCCAACCGGGCCCCGGCUUCCCGCGCGGCAGCCGCCCGCGGCGGCGCCGGCCGAGGCGGAGGAUGAGAGCCGGCCGAAGGCGCGGCCGCGGACCAAGAUCUCAGUGGAGGCGCUGGGCAUCCUGCAGAGCUUCAUGCAGGACGUGGGGCUGCACCCGGACGAGGAGGCCAUCCAGACGCUGUCGGCGCAGCUGGACCUGCCGCAGCACACCGUCAUCAAGUUCUUCCAGAACCAGCGCUACCACCUCAAGCACCACGGCCGUCUGAAGGACCACGCGGGCCUGGAGGUGGACGUGGCCGACUACAAGGACGACGAGCUGCUGCAGGAGCCAGACGAGGGUGCGCCGGGCGCGGGCGCCAGCCCGCUCUUCGCGGUGAAGCUCGAGGACGAGCCGGCGGCCGACGGCAGCACGGACGCGAGCGCCGACGCCAGGGACUGA